AGGUUGUGCGGUUGAGGCUGUCAGAUGUAAGUAGCAUACAGUAACCAAUAACAACAGCCUAUACUUUAUUUCUUACAUUACAAGGGAGCGAAGAAAGGGGAGAGAAUGUGUUGAAAAAACUAAAUUCAAAUGGUUGUAAAUAUGUAAGUCUCAACUCAAAUGACGAGUUUUCAGUUUAUUUCAAUCAGUUAGCUGUAGCCUACUGACUCUUAAAAGGAAAAGCAUCCAAAAAUAUCGGUUAUUGAUUAACUUUGUCUGACAAGCAGGAGGCAGGAAACGGAUACGAUCGUUUGCUGAAAACACAAACGUUUACUCAAUUUUACAGGUUAGUAGUGAAAAACGCGACAUUUGUUGCAAUGUCGUGGCUACUUUAUUUGCCACUAAAACGCGUCUGUACCAACUGUAAAUCUAGUUUUACGCCGACCCUACGCAGUUAUUCAUCUUUGUGGACACCGCAAGCUCGAUGCAAAACAAGGCUGUCAAAGCAAAGCUUUGUACGGCAGCGAAGACAGUUUUUUGUACGUCAAUCUGUCACCAUUUACAAAUCCAGGUUUUGGAUAUUUGGAAUCGGUACAGGCAUAAUCUUAGGGUUGGGUUUGAAAUGUCAUAUUGACUUCAAUGAAAGCUCGUGUGAGUAUAUAAUUAAUAAUGACAUGGGGAGGAAGUCUGGGAGAUACCUUCCGGCGAUUCAAGUAAGCCGGGACCUUGCUCGUCGGAUAAAGGAUGAAGUAGGGGCACCAGGACUAGUUGUUGGUGUGUCUGUCGAUGGCACACAGGUCUGGUGUGAAGGUAAAGUAGGUGUCGCGGGGGAAGUGGGGUCAUGGUUUAUCUGCGUUCAUUCUGGACAUAUCUAAAGCAUAUAGGGUUAAGUCAUAGCACUUAACUCUUUCUCAGUAUAGUAAGGCUAUAGAUAAUACGGCUAUAGAUUAAGUACCUAACAUGCCUAGCUAAAGUUUGGAUGUUACAGGGCUUGGCUAUGCUGACUUGGAGAACCGAGUACCAUGCAGUCCAGAGACAGUACUGCGGAUUGCUAGCAUCAGUAAGCCCCUCACAACAGCUGCAGCAGCUCGUCUGUGCGAAGAGGGAAAGCUUGACCUGGAUGCUCCAGUCCAGAAGUCACAAUAACUCCAAGGAUGAUUCUGUCUCACCUGAGUGGCAUACGGCACUAUGAGAAGGACAUCAAGAAAGUGAGAGAGGACAGGGAGAAGGCAAGACGACCUCUAAAGCAACCAGACAAAGAAGAGAAAAGCACAAAAGAAAACACAGAGGACACUAAGACAGAGGCCAGCUGUACCAAGCAGAACCAGAAGAAGAAGGAGUUUGAACAGGAGGAGUACUACCUGAAAGAUGGCUUUGACAGUGUUAUUCAAGCUUUGGAUUUGUUCAAGUAUGAUCCUCUCGUUUUCAAACCUGGCACUACGUUUCUGUACUCGACCCAUGCCUUCACCCUCCUCAGUGCUGUGGUGGAGCGGGCUGCAGGCCAGCGCUUCCUGGAUCACAUGAUGAAGAUGUUCAGGGAACUGGGCAUGCUCAACACAGUACCAGAUGAAAAUGAUCCCAUCAUCUAUAAUCGCUCAAGGUUUUAUCAUUUCAGUAAGAAAGGGCGUAUUGUGAACUGCCCGUACGUAGACAACUCCUACAAGUGGGCCGGAGGGGGCUUCCUCUCCACUGUGGGCGACCUGCUCAUAUUUGGAAAUGCACUGCUCUACAGCUUCCAGUUGGCCCAGCUAAAGGACACGUCAGGCCUCCUGCCUGGCAUCCUGCAGCCCCAGACAGCCACGGCCCUGUGGGCUCCUGUGGAAAAAACCGAGGCGAGCUGGGAUAAAGAUGGGCUGUACGCUCACGGCUGGCUGGUGGUAGAGAAGCUGCAGAAGUAUGGCCUUUGCAGGAGACGUAGGCAUUACGUGUCACAUACAGGAGGUGCUGUAGGGGCUAGCAGUGUGCUGCUCAUCCUGCCCAGUGAGCCCAUGAGUGAGAUAGCUGAAAGGCAGAGAGCUGCUCUCCCUCAGGGUGUCGUGGUGACAAUCAUAACUAACAUGCAGUCAGUGGGACUCAACAGCACAGCACUGAAGAUCGCCCAUGAGUUUGACAAAGCCAGAGGUGUAUGAGAAUGUUGACUAUACAGAUUCUUACAUCCACUGCCAAGUUCUCAGCAAGUCUUUUAUCAGACAUGUUUCAUUGUGUUUUCAUACAGCUUUUAUAUUUGUCUGCCUAUGGCGUAAUAAAACCCAAUGGUCUA
Messenger RNA from Hypomesus transpacificus, 2239 nucleotides. It is a transcript of the gene lactb, whose product is annotated as lactamase, beta. Lineage: Eukaryota; Metazoa; Chordata; Actinopteri; Osmeriformes; Osmeridae. The coding region runs from base 1134 to 2108 and encodes 324 amino acids. The transcript has 5 exons. The record is from RefSeq and is a predicted model, not a curated record.